UUAUUUAAUACCUAUCAGACUCAUUGGCUGAAAAAAUGGAUGAAGACCUAAUUCUACGCGAAAUAGUUAAAAGUCUGGCGUUUGAAAUAGAGGCUGUAAACCAAGAUAAUGUCUUAACAUGGACUACUACCAACGGCACACCACUCAAUGUUAAAGUGAGAGUGAGGAAUAAAGAUGAGCCAAGACUGAUCCGAAAAGGUGUUAUACCUGUUCCAACAAUUGGCAUUACCGCACCCGAAAAACUCAGGCUUAUUUCUAGCGAUCAGACCAUUCUGUCAUUCAACGUUCACUUGGAUGGUGAAUCAGAAAAAGAGCCAAAACGUCACAAUGGUUUAAAACUAUUUAACAUUGGAAACUGCCUAGGAACAUAUAGCGAUGAUGAAGGACCCUAUUUACCGAGUUCUUCUGAACAAAAUGCCGUGGAAAGUGACCGUUGCAGCAAAUCGGCCAGCGGCAUUAAAAGGGUGUCGCCAGUUCUCAGCUCUAUAAACACAGUUACUCACACUCAAAAAAGAUUUUUUGGCAAAUGCAAACCAGGAGGAUGCCUUGAUCCACCCUUCGAUGAACCCAAUUAUGCUUAUAGCCUUCCAAAAGCAGAUCGUCAAGAAAACCUACAAGUUGAAUGUAAUAAGCUGGACGAUAAUAAAGAUGUUUGUGAACCAGGUGGAUGCCUCGACCCAUCGUUUAGUCAAGAUAAAUAUUCCUACAUUAUUUCAAAAACGCAUCAACCAGUGAAACUUGAAUUGACACCGCAAUCUACUACGGACGAAAAACAAAUACUCAGUAACAAAUCUUCGGAAGAACGUCCUAAAACACUAGAUAAGGAAACAAUAAAGGAAGAAGAUGAUUCUAAAAAACUUAUGGAUAUUUAUGCAACAACUCCGAGACAAAACUCACUGGAGGCAAAAUAUUCCCAUUCUAUUAUAACAUAUCCCACUGAUGUGUCUUCUAAUGAAACGCUAUGUGAUCAAAUUCCGCCUAAAAAACUAUCAAUAAAAAGCAAUGAUGAUGAAGCACAAAAGCAAAGUUAUGAUUAUCCAGUAUCAUAUUUUGUUCCUCCAAAAGAUGUUAUGAGAUAUAAAGAGGAAGAACGUAGAUAUAGUAGGAGGCUUUCGUCUGUCACAAUUGACAAAAGCAGUAAAAGUACAGCCCAUGAUAAGGUAGGUAAAACAAAAAGUAUGGACCAUGAUUAUAUUCCUCAGUAUGUGACACCUUCAAAAGAUAUACAGAAAGAGAAAAUUAAACCAGAUUAUACUGAUGAUGCUACUUUUAAAAAUGACUAUAGUAAACAAAUCGACAUUGUGAGAAUUGAACAAGACAACACUAUUUUGGACAUUCCAUCACAUGCUGCCACAAAUUCCAAAAAAGUGGGCAGUUAUGAAAAUUCUCUUGAUAAAGAACGUGCAUCAAAAUAUCUAAGGUCCACUGAAAGUAAUCCUAACAAGAAUGAAAACGAGUAUCUUGUAUCACGACAACAAAUGGUAUCACCAAUCGACAAUCAGAAAUUAUAUUAUGAAAAAACUAAAAACCCUGAAGAAAACAUUGGUAAAGAAAAUGUAAAGACAAAACAAGAUAAGCCAAUAGUCGUAAGAGCUGAGAUAGGAAGUAAAGAUCCGUUAAAAGAUACAUUACUUCAGUCAGAAGUUGGUUACAUUACUGGUACACAAACCGCAGACAGUGUCGAUGCAAAAAAAGAUGUGCUAGAUAUAUAUCUGACAAAACAAUCAACGCUGAAAACAGAAAAUUCUGAAUUCCCAAAUACACAUAGCGCUAUAAAAAACGAUAGCAAAUUGAAUUUUGGUAGUAAUAAUACUGAUGAUAUAUCGAAAAUAUCCCUAGUUGCCGAAGCAACAAUACCUCUUUUAGCGACAGCUACAUUGGCUUUAUCUAGGAAACAAUCAUUACAAUUUAAUGACAAACUAAACAUCAGAUUAGAUAGUUCGGUGACUGACAAAAACAUAGCUUCAUUAAAUAAAAUGUGUUUAGAAGAUUUGCUCAAAAAUUCUACUGAACAAAAACUUGAGAAUCUUGAAAAAGAACCACAAAAUUUAUCGCCGCAAAGUAUUUCAAGUAGUGAAAAUAAUGAAUUUGAUGUAUCUUCCGAACACAGUAUAGAUUCUAAGCAAGAACUUUCAAAUAACGUGGAAACUUGUAACCCAGAAAACACAUUAGGUCACAAAGAAAAACGAAGGUUAUUAGCUGAAAGCAUGAACUUUACAAGUACAAAUAAUGUCAUAGUUGGCAAAAAUAUUUUGAAAGAUGAUUAUAUUAAGUCAGACCUAGAAUCAGAAAAAAGAAGAACUAGCGCAAUUUUUCAGAAAAAGGCUUUAUCGGUGAAUCAUGACUUGGAUAUGGAGUACGAUGAUAUUAAUAAAACAGGACCACUUAAACGUAAUACGUUUACUGUUAUUGCAUCAGAUACCUCAAUACAAAAAUGCGAAGAGAUUGAAGAAAUACCAGAAAACGUGACAGAUGUUUAUUUUAAAACUACCGAUAUAUCUAAAUUUAGCUCUCCUAAUUUAACUAAAAAUAACACAGUUAUUACAGAUAUAAAUAACAAAAAACUAGAAUCUGAGAUAAUUUCAACCCCGAGAAUCAGCCAGCCAGGAAAAGUGAAAGAUUUCCAUUUAAAAGUCAGUGCUGAUACUAAGAUAGAUUCACGCAAGAAAGAAUUAGAAAGUGCAUUUUACACUGAUGUUGACGGAAGUUUAUUACAUACACACUCAGAAAAUUUUACUAAUAUGAACCAAACUAUUAAUCAAACAAAACCCAAUACGACAUCAAACGAAAACGAAAUAAAUACUGAUCUAUUAAGUAAUCGUUUACCAACACAUGUUAGAAAUAUAGAUACAAACAUUGUUGAAACUGUCCAAAGCCCGCUCAAAAUAGAAAGUGAAACCACCAAUGCAAAUUACAAGGAGAUGGAAUUGUUACAUAAACCAGAAAGUAUACAGGACUUUUAUCUAAUCAGUAAAAACGCAAAAUCUUUAGAUAUUGAGACAAAAGAUAUGGAAAGAUCCAGCGAGUCCGUAAAAGAUUCAUUACAAAAAACUACACCUGAUAAUAUACAAGAUUUGCAUGCAAAACUUUCUGUUAGUGAUGAAUCAGCUGUAAAAACAGCAAAUGUAUUUUUAGCCAAAAGAGAAUCGGAUAAUAUAUUGAAUACUGACUCUAACAUAUCUGAACCAAAAAAUAAUACGGAUAAUUUGCAGUCAAAAAUGAUGACCGAUAGCAAAUUCGUUGCUGAUUCAACUACGGAAAAUUUACCAGAAAAUGCAAGAGAUCUGUAUCCUGAAAUUAACCUUGAUGAUAAUUCUGCAUCAUUUACUAAAAACCUCGAGCAACCCGAACUAAGGGGUAUAAAAGACAUCAAACUGAAAAAUGGAAAUGAACUUAUUAGCGAUGAUAUGGAUGCAUCUCAAAAACAUUUAACAAAUAAUUUACAUACGGAGAAUGGUAAAUAUUUUUCCGUUGACUCUGCAAGCGAUAGGAUAGAAGUUGUUAACAUAUAUGACAACUCGAAUGGCAAUGAAAAGAACGUGGUUGUACCUGAACUUGUUCAGGAUAUAAAUGAUAAAAAAGAACAGAAGGAUUUCGAUUAUAAAGAGCUGGAAAAGAAGACAGAGAAGAAGAGGGUAUUAACGUAA
Cydia strobilella is the source of this 3647-nucleotide messenger RNA. RefSeq lists its product as uncharacterized. The transcript is spliced from 5 exons. Lineage: Eukaryota; Metazoa; Arthropoda; Insecta; Lepidoptera; Tortricidae. The record is from RefSeq and is a predicted model, not a curated record. Bases 36 to 3647 code for a protein of 1203 amino acids.